This is a messenger RNA of Acipenser ruthenus (sterlet), 762 nucleotides long. Its product is annotated as insulin gene enhancer protein ISL-3-like. The record is from RefSeq and is a predicted model, not a curated record. Gene Ontology annotation, biological process: axonogenesis; neuron fate specification; positive regulation of transcription by RNA polymerase II. Bases 1 to 759 code for a protein of 252 amino acids. The transcript is spliced from 4 exons. Gene Ontology annotation, cellular component: nucleus. Lineage: Eukaryota; Metazoa; Chordata; Actinopteri; Acipenseriformes; Acipenseridae. Gene Ontology annotation, molecular function: cis-regulatory region sequence-specific DNA binding; DNA-binding transcription factor activity, RNA polymerase II-specific.
AUGGGAGAGGCUGCAGAUUCAACAGAAAGGGCGGUGUGUGCGGGCUGCGGUCUGCAGAUUCGGGACCCCUUCAUCCUGCACGUCUCCCCCAAUCUGGAGUGGCACGCGUCCUGCCUGCGCUGCUCCGAGUGCCACUGCAGACUGGAGGACAGGGACAGCUGCUUCCUGAGAGAAGGCAGGACAUUCUGCAGAGAGGACUACCUCAGGAUGUUCACAGCGAGGUGUGCCCAGUGCGGGGGGUCCAUCCUCCCCUCGGACCUGGUUCUGAAGGCCAGGGGGCGUGUCUAUCACCGGCACUGCUUCCGCUGCGUGGUCUGCGCUCGGCAGCUCCUGCCUGGAGACCAGUUCACUCUGCAGCCAGGAGGGCUGCACUGCCAGACUGAGCAGCCGCGUGCUGUUGCUCUUUCUUUCCCCUCUCUCCCCGGCUGUUUAUUCUCAGGGAGCCCGUGCGAGGGUCGGGUGCUCCGCGGCGGGGAGAGACUUGCCCGUGUGCGCACUGUCCUGAGCGAGCCGCAGCUGCUGGCACUGCGGUCCUGCUACGCGAUGAACCCGCGUCCUGACGCGCUGGCCAAGGAGCAGCUGGUCAAGGUGACCGGCCUCAGCCACCGCGUCGUCCGCGUCUGGUUCCAGAACAAGCGGUGUAAGGACAAGAAGAGGACGCUGCUUCUGGCCAGGCAAGAGCCGCUCACCCCCCGCGACAACACGGUGAGCGCAACAAAUACGCAGUUACCCCUCAUGCUGGUUCCAUGGUUAUACUAAGCA